Molecule: messenger RNA, 1704 nt
Organism: Pelmatolapia mariae (spotted tilapia)
Lineage: Eukaryota; Metazoa; Chordata; Actinopteri; Cichliformes; Cichlidae
Exons: 4
Coding region: 103-621 (172 amino acids)
Source: RefSeq, a predicted model, not a curated record
CAUGCCUGUCACUCACUUCUGUUGGGACGAGUGAAAAGAUCUGCAGCAGAGGAGCUGCAAAACAACUGGUACAUAUUAACAUUAGCAGGUGCGAGUGAGAUCAUGGCCUCCAAGCUGAGCGUGCUGCUGCUGGUACUGACUGUCUCCACCUUGACGGUGCUGGCCCAGAGGCGACGCCCGGCGUCCAAAACCACCGACGAAUGGAACUUCAAGGAAGGCUCUGACAGGGUGAACAUGCGCAAUGUGGCCAACCUGACCGAGGUUCUGGACAACUGGCGGUUCGACAUCAUCAACCAGAUGAAAGGGCUCCUGCAGAAUGACCACCAGUCUCUCCUGCCAGACUACGCCAGGAUCCAGCCGCUGUCUGAGGCCUUAGACGACCUCUUCAAAGAGUUCAACGCCCUCAAGACUCGUCUGGGCGAUCUGACCGAUAAGUUCACCGCCAUAGAAACUUUUAUCGAUGAGGUCAAAACCAGCCGCGCAACCAGCUCCAGCGCCAACACCAACGCCAACACCAACCCGAACACCAGCACCAGCACCAACCCCAACACUGGCGCUGCCGUGGCUCCAGUCGUCAGACAGAGGCGGGUGAUGAGGAAAAAGGCCCCCGCCUCGUCCUAACCGGACGGCUACGACGAGGCUUUUCCUCUCUGACGUUUGCUUCUCAGGCUGUUUGUGUCUGAAGCUAAUCUUCCUUUAUUCUUUUUAGCAGGCUUUACAAUAUUAUGAGUUUCUGCAUAGCUCAGCUUUUUAUAGGGAGAUCUAACAUCUCUCACUCUCAUUUGAAAAUUCACAAAAAUGCUAAAUCAGCCAUUAUUCGCUAAUCAAUGCAAUUAGUCGACAGAGAAACUAAACAAAUGUGCUCUAUGCACUGAGUUUUAAAUUUUAUUUUAUUCAGAACCUCUUCAUCAUCUUUAUCAUCAGGUGAGAUCUCACCUGCAUGGGUGUAUUAACCUCUUUAGGGUCCCCGGAGCCCUCGGCCUGGAGCUUUCUGCUCACCUCCAUUAUACCUGUCAGUUUUCUAAUUUCCUCAAAGCCAAGCAGAGCUCACAUGUCAAAUUAAAACAAAACUCUAAUAAAUGACCAGCUAGCUGCUUCUUCACGUGUUAUUCUGGUGCCUAAAGAACAAAAAUGGGCUGUUUUUAAACACAUUAUAAAAGAACACAAUGGCCUGACCUGAUGACAGUGAAAGUAACUGCUGCUUGCAGGUGGUUGAGGUUUUCUUUGUGUAGAUUAUUUUUAAAAUGAAAGAAAAAGCAAAGCUCACCUGAAAGCAGAAUCUCGAGAUCCAGAAGGAUACCUGAUCAGUUUUUGUCUUUGAGAACAUCACAACAACACCUUCCACUUUUUAUUUUGUAUUGAUGACGACUGUCCUUUCUUGCCGUGAUAAAGAAUCAAAGAAUCCUCCUAAAAUUCCUGGUUCCAGAUCCGGAGCAACUCCGAGUAUCAGCCCAUGUCUGUGCCUAACCUGUUCUGCACAGGUUAAGAUCAGGUUUGAAGAUACAGUUUGGUGAAUAAACUGAAUACUCAGGGAUUCUGGCAUUUUACUAAAAUAUCAUCAAUGAUUGGACACAAAAGUCUAACCCCCCAAAAUCAUCAAGAUAAUGCUGCCUUAUUCAAGCCUUCCUGUGUCUGCACUCUGUUUGCUUAUUGUACAAACAUGCUUACUGGUUUGUACCUAUUGCUGCAUUGUAUAACCUGCAA